AUGGCUGGUAAUGUUCCAUCCUUUCCGCUGCUUCAGGCUAGAGGUGAUGUUCAUGCUGGUUGUAGUCGACUGAUUUGGUUGGACAUUGGUACUAGCAUUUUCUUGGUUCGGCUGCUCAUAAUCACACAGUGCAAAGAGUGUGCUCGCUGUAACCUCUGUGACCUCCUCAGGAUCAAUGUCAUCCGGGGUAUGCUGAUCGACUAUGUGCCAUCCCGAUUCACCAUCAGCAGGAAACCAAUAUCCGUCUUCGUCCGGACCUCAACCUUCAGUGAUUAUUCAGAAUGCCUUGUGAAACGAAAGGGUUCAACGAUGGUGAUUUUUGGCCUUGGAGUUGUAAGCCUUGUUGCUAUGGAAGUGGCCAGGAUGGCUAGGGCAUCAAGUAUUAUCAGUGUGGACUUGAACCCCGCAAAAUAUGUACAAGCUAAGAAAUUUGGUUGCACCGUCUUUGUAAACCCAAAGGAUCACAUUUCAAGUUUGCUCCUGGUGCUUGUCGAGAUGACAAAUAGUGGAGGCAACAGAGCUGUGGAUUGCACUUGCCACAUCCACGCCAUGAUAUCUUCCUUUGAAUGCGUCCAUGAUACUAGGGCCGACAUCGAGAUCGGUGCUGAGACUGAGACCGGCAUGGAGACCGGCGCUGAGAUUGAGACCGGUGCCGAGACUAGCGGAGCCGGUAUAGAACCAAAAACAAAGAGGCAAUGA
This is a messenger RNA of Triticum aestivum (bread wheat), 699 nucleotides long. Its product is annotated as alcohol dehydrogenase 3-like. Gene Ontology annotation, molecular function: alcohol dehydrogenase (NAD+) activity; zinc ion binding; S-(hydroxymethyl)glutathione dehydrogenase [NAD(P)+] activity. The transcript has 8 exons. Bases 1 to 699 code for a protein of 232 amino acids. Gene Ontology annotation, biological process: formaldehyde catabolic process. Gene Ontology annotation, cellular component: cytosol. The record is from RefSeq and is a predicted model, not a curated record. NCBI's taxonomy places the organism in Eukaryota, Viridiplantae, Streptophyta, Magnoliopsida, Poales, Poaceae.